Molecule: messenger RNA, 1230 nt
Organism: Plasmodium vivax (malaria parasite P. vivax)
Lineage: Eukaryota; Apicomplexa; Aconoidasida; Haemosporida; Plasmodiidae
Exons: 4
Coding region: 1-1230 (409 amino acids)
Biological process (GO): vacuolar proton-transporting V-type ATPase complex assembly
Cellular component (GO): endomembrane system
Source: RefSeq, a predicted model, not a curated record
AUGGUGAGCAACCCUUGUGAGAAGGACCCCUCCUGUGCCAACAGUGCAGAUCGUGUGUCUGGGGGGAAGGAUGGCUGCGCGCAGAAAGGGGGCGAAAUGGAAGGGGAACAGAAAGAGACUCCCCCUGUCAGUUCAGCGGAGGAAAAGAAAGGGAGCGGUGCUGCCCCCGUCCUGAAUUCUUCAAAGGAUGACGCUCCUAUGGGCGAAGCGACUCCCCAGGAGGGGCCCAGUGGUGUGGCGGGGGAAAAAAAGGGCGGAAAGGAGAGCGGGCAGGAGAGCGGGCAGGAGAGCGGGCAGUUAAGCGGUGGGCAAACCGCACCGUCCGCCAACUUGCAAACCGCACCGUCCGCCAACUUGCAAACCGCACCGUCCGCCGCCCCGCCCGCGGACCCCCCAACCGACGAAGUCUGCGUGAAGCGAAUCAUAAACGUAGAAAUCACGGAAGAAAUAAAAAGCUUCCUCGAGACCUUCUCACAAAGGAGACAGCAAAUAAUCGACUGGUGCGACAAAAACAAGGAGCUCUACGCCAGUAAAAUAAACCCCCAAACGAGCAACUUCCUUUUCCAGAAGGCGAAGCACAUUCACCAACUCCUGACUGAGGAGAGCAUAAACAUUGACACGCUCAACGUGCUCCUCUACUUUUACAACUUGUAUUGCACCCACAACAAUUUGGAGAAGAUCAACGCGCACUCGGUGGUGUGCAGCUCCUGCAUAACGUACAGAGGCAUCUACGAAAACAUAAACCAAAACAGCAAGGCCUUCAAAAACCUGCUGAAGGAGGAGAAGGCGUAUAAAAAGCUCAUAGGGAAGACCAACCACCUGAAUGACUUCUUCUCCAACUAUAAGAAGACCUGCCCGUACGGCAUAAACCUAAUCCUCGGCAUAUUCCUCACCUUCCUGAGCGGCUACUACGGCAGCCUCCUGUUGGGCUUCACCAAGUUCACCACGCGCCUGAUCUGCGGAAUUGUCUUCUCCUACGUCACCCUCAUCCUGGAAGUCAUCAUUUUUAUAAUUAUUAACGAAAAAGUGGAGAACCUGAAGAGGAGCCAGAAAAGCGCGGGCAGCAACUACGGCUUGUAUGAAAAGGUAUACAUUAAGGAGGGCUCUGGUGGGAAGGGAGAGGUGGAUGAUCCACUGGGGGAAGCCGAGUUGGUUCCCCAAGCAGAGGUGCAAGAAAUGAAAGGGGUUGCCGAUGAGCACCCCACGUUGAAGCAGCGUCGGAAGGGUUAA